This is a messenger RNA of Caenorhabditis briggsae, 1212 nucleotides long. The record is from RefSeq and is a predicted model, not a curated record. Lineage: Eukaryota; Metazoa; Nematoda; Chromadorea; Rhabditida; Rhabditidae. Gene Ontology annotation, biological process: ubiquitin-dependent protein catabolic process; protein polyubiquitination; positive regulation of proteasomal ubiquitin-dependent protein catabolic process. Gene Ontology annotation, cellular component: cytoplasm; nucleus; ubiquitin ligase complex. The transcript has 6 exons. Bases 1 to 1212 code for a protein of 403 amino acids. Gene Ontology annotation, molecular function: ubiquitin conjugating enzyme binding; ubiquitin protein ligase activity; zinc ion binding.
AUGGAAUCAGACAGUGAAUUUGAGAUGAGCGAUGUUGGUUCGGAGCAAGGAGAUGAGGCGGAGGAUCAGUUCCUCACAACCUCUGAACUAGAAGAAGAAAUGGAGGGCACCAUCUCUGAUGUCCAAUCGAUUCUAGAAGUUUCCAGAGGAAGCUGCAGGAUCCUUCUCCGGAAGCAUAAAUGGAAUAAGGAGCAUUUGAUGGAGCACUUUCAUGAUUUCUCGAGUUUGGAGACCACAGAAUUGUUGGUGGCUGCUUCCAAUGACGGCGAAUGCCCUAUCUGCUGUGGUGUCGGCUCACUGAGCAGUUUGAGUUGCAACCACUCGGCUUGUGACAUUUGUUGGGAAGCUUAUUUGAGUCAGAGAAUUGUGGCGGGAGUAGGAGGCAUCGAGUGCAUGGCAAACGGGUGUAAAUUGCUGGCGGAGGAUGAGAAGCUAACCCAUACCGACAACCACCCCAUCACUUGCCCCUGUGGAUGCACAUUUUGUUUCUCAUGUGGUGAAAAUUGGCACGCACCAGUCUCGUGUCGCCUUCUGAGAAUCUGGAAUCUCCGCUGUAUUGAUGACACCGAAUCCUUCAACUGGAUCAAUGCGAACACCAAAGACUGUCCGAAUUGCAACAAGCAUAUCGAGAAGGCCGGCGGGUGUAAUAAGAUCAUGUGUCAGUCUUGCCGUUUUCUAUUCUGUUGGAUGUGUUUGAAAAAUUGGGAUGCACAUGGGUAUAGCCCGUGUAAUAGUUUCGAAGUGAAGUCAGCUAAAGAUGCUCGAGAACAGUCCCGAUUCGAUUUGAAUAGGUACCUAUUCUACUAUAAUCGAUUUUUGGGACAUCAGAGGACUCAAAGCAAAGUUCAAGUGAAAAUGGAGCAACUCCAGAAGAGAUCUACAAUGACGUGGAUCGAUGUUCAAUUUCUGCCAGAUGCCAUAGAAGUGCUUUCGGCGUGUAGACGUACUAUGAUCUAUACAUAUGUAUUCGCAUUCUAUUUGGAAAGGAAUGAUAAUCAGAGUCUGAUUUUUGAGUCUAAUCAGAAGGACUUGGAAAUGGCCACAGAGCAGUUGUCAGCGAUUUUGGAGCAGCAAUUGGAUUUGAGUGGGGAUGUGAGGAUGUUAAAGUUGAAGGUCCAGGACACAUGCCGCUAUGUGGACCACCGUCGGAAACUUCUUCUAGGCCACUGUACCGAGGGAACCGACCAAGGAAUCUGGAAAUUUAGCGAGUAA